AUGCUUUCAAACACCAUGCUGCUCCAACAAAUCUUCAUCACCCUUUACGCUGCAGCAGCAGGAAUAGCACUUGCAGCACCAGUACAACCAGAUGCCAUGGGGCGCUUCGAGCCCAGAGACGUGUCCCCUGCACUUGACGGCGGGCCAUCUGUUGGACUGGAAGAUAUGGCAAUUAAUAUACGGAGCGAUUUGUGGAAGCGCCCUGUUCCCGGAAGACCGAGGAGUAUAGGAGGUAGAGACGCAUUACCUGCAUUUGACGCCGGGGCAUCUGGUGAACUGGCAGAUGCAGUGGCUGAGAGACGUAGUGAUUUAUGGAAUCGCCCUGUUCCUGGGAAGAAGCCGCCGAAGCGUGUAGGAGCGUGA
This is a messenger RNA of Fulvia fulva, 363 nucleotides long. RefSeq lists its product as uncharacterized. Lineage: Eukaryota; Fungi; Ascomycota; Dothideomycetes; Mycosphaerellales; Mycosphaerellaceae. The coding region runs from base 1 to 363 and encodes 120 amino acids. The record is from RefSeq and is a predicted model, not a curated record. The transcript is spliced from 2 exons.